GCGCCCCCCCCCCCCAUUUCCCUCUCCCGACACGCACCUGCAGGCAGCGGCAGUCCCCUCCCCCGGGAUCAUCAUCUCCCCCUCUCACACUCGCGGUUUUGAGCCCAAAUGAAGCCCAGGAGAUCCAUGGCUGUCAGUGUGAAACCAGAAAGGCUCCCUCUCCUGUCAGCAUCCCGGCUUUCCCACACGCUUGCUUUGUUAGCACCAAAGCCCAAUGGCUUUCUCAUCCUCAUCCUCCAGUCUCGGCCAAGCUUCUAUCUCCGGGUCUUCCUCUCAGUGGAAAUGCCAGCAAUGGGAAAGAAAUUACUGUUGGUCGAUGUGGAUGCUGGAGUGGAUGAUGCUGCUGCCUUAAUGAUAGCUCUGGCAGCACCUAAUGUUGAAAUCCUGGGGAUCACUUGCUGCUUUGGAAAUACGACAGUGGAAAAUGUGUGUAGAAAUGUCCUUCGGUUGUUAAAGAAGUGUGAUCAUCCACAGAUCCCAGUUUACCAAGGAGCUUCCUCCCCGUUACUUAACAGAAUGCAAAAUGAUUAUUUUUAUGGAACAGAUGGCUUAGGGGACAUACCUGAUGCCGAUGCUCCUAGAUUAGACCAAGUGCAACAUGAACACGCUGUAGCUGCAAUGAUAAGGAUCAUUAACGAAAGACCUAACAUGGUAACUCUGGUUGCCACUGGACCUUUGACUAAUUUAGCUUUGGCAGUGAAAAUGGACCCAACGUUUCCUAAGAAAAUUAAAAAUAUGUCUAUAAUGGGAGGCAAUAUGUACUCCAGAGGAAACAUUGAUGUCUGCGCAGAAUUCAAUUUCGCAGCAGACCCAGAGGCAGCUUACAUUGUCUUAAAUGAAUAUACUUGUCCGACUUCCAUUACAACCUGGGAAUUUGCAUGUAUGCAUUCACUGUCUUGGGAAUUUUAUGAGAAGUGUACUUCACAGGACAGUGAAAAAGCAAAGUUUUUGAAAGAAAUCUACACAGUGACCACCGAGUAUCAAAAGCUCCCCAUUCCCAAAUUAAGAGCCCUCUACCGGAAACCGGGAUUUGUGUCUUGUGACUGCUUUGCAAUGGCAGCCGCAGUGGAUGAUGACUUGAUCACAGAAUCCAUCUUCUGUGCUGUAUCUGUGGAGCUGACUGGCUCCCACACUCGAGGAAUGAUGGUUUUGGAUAUUGAUGACAGACUUCAGAAAGUAAAUAGAGUUUCAGUCGCAAAAGAACUGGAUAUGGAAAAAUUCAAAGGUCUUCUGAUGGCUGCUUUGAAAUAGUAAUGAUAAUAAUAAAAAUAAUAACUAACAUUGAUCUAGGACUGUAAGGCUUUCAGACACUAUAUUUGCUAUCUCAUUUGAUUUGAAAUAGUUUCUAUUAUAAUCUCACAUAAUGAUUUUCAUUUUAAUAAAGGUAUUCAGCUAAAAAUCACCAUAUCAUCAAAUCUUUUGAAAUAAUUAAGAUUCAAAUAUGUAUUCAAAUGUUGGAACCAAAUUCCAGUUUUAAAAUCUUGAGGGAAAAUUUCAAAAAGUUCAUGGAAAGUGAAUUUUUGUUUUUAUAUGUAUUUGGAAAAAUAAAAUACUACUGAGGAAAAAAGAAAGAAAUUCUGAUAAGUACAUUGGUGUUUCAUGAGGAGUAAUGUUUAAGGACCCUUAUUUAUCGGAAUUCAAAUGAUUUUCAUAUGAUUUCAUUGCAUAUUCUCUGUUCUGAGAUUUUUGCAGUUUUCAGAAGCAAUGAUUACAUCUGUAUACUGACCCCCAAGGCAGUUGAGACUGAGAGAAUUCAUUCAAUUCACCUUACCUCAUACAGAUGGCAUAUUGACAAACCACAAAAUGUUACUUUUUGUCUUGGUUUUAUUAGUUUAAACUAGAAUUCAGUUUGUUUCCAUGGAAAUAACCUUAUUUAAUAAAAGUUUAUGGAUUGACUGAUAUGAUUUUAUUAUUAUUUGUGACAAGAGUCUUUGUCUUUUUCUAUGGUAUGGAGUAUCUAGUAUGCGCUUAACAGUUGACUGAUUACUUGGAAAAUGAAUAUAGACAAAGGAACUGUGUUUCUCUCUGCUAUACUAAUCUAUAAACAUGAAAAUAGUAUAAAAGAUAUAUUGUCUCCAUAAAAAAUUACCUUUAAUAGUGUCUAGGACUUAUCCACUCAGUCAAAAAGUCUAGAGGGGAAAAUGAAUGUUG
Molecule: messenger RNA, 2151 nt
Organism: Sarcophilus harrisii (Tasmanian devil)
Lineage: Eukaryota; Metazoa; Chordata; Mammalia; Dasyuromorphia; Dasyuridae
Product: inosine-uridine preferring nucleoside hydrolase
Exons: 6
Coding region: 109-1251 (380 amino acids)
Molecular function (GO): hydrolase activity, hydrolyzing N-glycosyl compounds
Source: RefSeq, a predicted model, not a curated record